ACAGACGAACGGCAAGUUGUGAACGGCAGCCGUCGCCACCUAUCGACGACAGUCGUCAACGCGUCGGCGGCAGCAGUCAAUACGUCGACGGCUGCCGCCGGCAGGCGACCACGGCUGCCGUCGACAGGCGACAACGCUUGCCGCGAGUGCCGCAUGCUAGCAGUCUUGGUCGGCUUGUACAGGAGCCAGUUGCAAAAUGGCGUCCGAUGAAGAAACAUUGUUAUUGCUUUUACUCCGCCAUCGCCGACGACAACGAAAAAGAAAGACACGUUCAGUGUGGGUUGAAGAAAUAUUAAUGUAUAGAGAACAAGAGGGAGAUUUUUAUACACUGUAUCCACGUUUGCGAAGGUCCGAAAAAAAAUUUUUCAAUUACUUUCGAAUGUCAAUCGCUUCUUUUGAUGAGUUGACAUCUAUUUUGAAACUUUCAAUAUCUCGCCAAGACACUGUGAUGGGAAAAAGUAUACCAGCUGAGCAAAGACUCGCUAUGACAUUAAGGUUCUUAGCAACUGGCUGUUCAUUUGAAGAUCUACAGUAUGCAUAUAGAUGUGGAAUUUCCACAAUAAGCAACAUAAUAAAAGAUGUCUGCCAACAAGUAUGGUUAAAUAUGAGAGACGACAUUUUACGACAAAAUAUAACCGAAGAAACUUGGAAAAGGAUUGCUGAUAGAUUUGAAAGACACGCUCAAUUUCCUAACUGCAUAGGCGCAGUUGAUGGCAAGCAUAUAAGAAUAUUUAAGCCCGGAAAUAGUGGAUCAUCUCAUUACAAUUACAAGAAUUACUUUUCAAUUAUACUUUUAGCUAUCUGUGACAGUGAUUAUAAAUUUAUAUUUUGUGACAUAGGUUGUUACGGACGACACUCUGAUUCAACUAUUUUUGAAGAUACAAUUUUUUUCACAAAGCUACAAGAAAAGUCACUCAACAUUCCAAAGCCCAGACCGAUUUCAACUGAUGGAUGUACCUUGCCUUAUGUUUUAAUUGGAGAUGAAGCAUUCAGUUUAUCAGAAAAUUUGUUACGGCCAUAUCCAGGCAAGAGAUUGACAGAAAAGAUGAGAAUUUUUAAUUAUCGCUUAACACGUGCAAGGAGAUAUGUAGAAUGUUCAUUUGGCAUUUUGACCAAUAAGUGGCGAAUCUUUCACACCCCCAUGAAGUUAUCUUUAGAAUUCUGUAAAGAUGUUGUUAAAGCAUGUUGCAUAUUGCAUAAUUUUGUACGUGACAGAGAUGGUUUUACAUUUGAAGAUACACUAACUAUAAACGGUUUGGAAAAUAUAGCCACAAUCCCUAAUGAAGGGGACUCGUUAUCGGGUCCGAUAAUAAGAGAAAAAUUUUCAGAUUAUUUUAGCAGUCGUGAAGGCAGUGUUUCGUGGCAGUUGGAUUGCAUAUAAAACAAAUAGAUAGUAUCUCCAUUAUUAUAUGUAAGAAAUAAUCUGCUUAAAAUUCAAUAAAAUAUUUAAUAAAAAGUCACUUACCGAU
Vanessa tameamea is the source of this 1469-nucleotide messenger RNA. RefSeq lists its product as uncharacterized. Bases 197 to 1381 code for a protein of 394 amino acids. Lineage: Eukaryota; Metazoa; Arthropoda; Insecta; Lepidoptera; Nymphalidae. The transcript is spliced from 2 exons. The record is from RefSeq and is a predicted model, not a curated record.